AUGGCAUCAGCAAGUCUACAGUUCUUUGCUUUUCUUCUGGCUUUGUUUGGUGGUUUUGGAGAUAUCACAGCCACCUUGCUACCAAACUGGAAGGUAAAUGCAGAUGUUGGUUCAAAUAUUAUAACAGCUAUAACACAGAUGCAAGGACUUUGGAUGGACUGCACAUGGUACAGCACUGGGAUGUUUAGCUGUACCCUGAAAUACUCCGUUCUCUCUCUCCCCAUCUACAUCCAGGCUGCACGGACCACCAUGGUACUGUCUUGUAUCCUAUCAGCCUUUGGGAUCUGCAUCACUACAGUUGGAAUGAAAUGCACAAAGUUGGGAGGGGACACUGACAGCAAAAGUCAUGCUUGUUUUGCUGGAGGAGUCUGCUUCAUUCUUGCAGGAAUCUUUGGAUUAAUACCAACAUCCUGGUACACAAGAGAAAUUAUUUCAAAUUUUCUGGACCAGACCAUUCCAGAGAGCAGUAAACAUGAACCAGGAGGAGCGGUUUAUAUAGGAUUCAUUUCAGCAGGGUUUCUGCUUAUCGCAGGUGUGAUCUUCUGCACCUCCUGUUUUAAAAAGCAGCAAGGAGCAUGGAUUUACCCUCCAAAGGAGCACCAUUUCCCAUCCACAGAGCAGGAGAGCAACACAGGUUACAACCUGAAGGACUACGUGUAAAUACAGUUAUUUCUAUCCAUUGAGGCUUUCUUUGUGCUAAGUGUAGUUUGAUUAUUUCAAAGAAUGUAUAACAUAACACUUUUCUUAGA
Molecule: messenger RNA, 749 nt
Organism: Grus americana (Whooping crane)
Lineage: Eukaryota; Metazoa; Chordata; Aves; Gruiformes; Gruidae
Gene: CLDN20
Product: claudin 20
Exons: 1
Coding region: 1-660 (219 amino acids)
Biological process (GO): bicellular tight junction assembly; cell adhesion
Cellular component (GO): plasma membrane; bicellular tight junction
Molecular function (GO): structural molecule activity
Source: RefSeq, a predicted model, not a curated record